AUGCCUCGACGAGGAUCCAUAUUAGAUUCUAGGAGUGACAGGUCCACAUCGAGUGACAGGUCCACUUCAUCCAAAUUAUUUCAAACUACAUCAAGGCAUAAUAACAAAGGAUCCACAUUUCAUCAACCUGUGUAUCAGAACGCAAAUGAGUAUUAUAUACCUACUCUGGGGAGUACACAUCCUCCUCAACAUGAUUAUGGGAGGGCUGAUGCAUAUCAAUAUUAUGAGGGCUGUCAUUUCCAAGAUUUGCUUCAAACUCAAGGAGGUUUCUCUCGAGAUAACCAACUUGUUUAUGGAGGACAUAAUUUAUAUAGGAGUUAUGAGAGAGUUAAUGGUGAUGAUGAUGAUGUGAACAUUAGCGAUGAAGAUGAGGGAGACGAUAGUAAUGAGAGAGGUGUAUGUGAUGAGGAUCAAGAUGGUGUUCCAUCAUAUCAUGGUUCAACAUGUUCUCCAUACAAUUAUGAUCAAAGUGUUAAAAGGAAGGGUUUUGACACGCCAAUAGAUCCAAUAACAAGAAAAAAAGAGCUUUGUUUGUAUGGAACAACAGAGUUCAAUAACGCAUUGUGUGGACGUGCAAUCAAAGAUAUUUUGAGGUCCAAUUUUAAGGGAACAUGGCACUCUUGGGAAAAAGUAGAUUCAAUGUGCAAGGAUGAACUCUUUAAAGAGUUUAAGGUAAGAACCAACACUAAUUGCCACAAUAUUCUUUUAAAUUUUGAUAACUUUAAUGUAGCAUUAUGA
Messenger RNA from Populus euphratica (Euphrates poplar), 738 nucleotides. RefSeq lists its product as uncharacterized. The coding region runs from base 1 to 738 and encodes 245 amino acids. The transcript has 2 exons. The record is from RefSeq and is a predicted model, not a curated record. Lineage: Eukaryota; Viridiplantae; Streptophyta; Magnoliopsida; Malpighiales; Salicaceae.